Schizosaccharomyces cryophilus OY26 is the source of this 1034-nucleotide messenger RNA. RefSeq lists its product as uncharacterized. Bases 617 to 850 code for a protein of 77 amino acids. NCBI's taxonomy places the organism in Eukaryota, Fungi, Ascomycota, Schizosaccharomycetes, Schizosaccharomycetales, Schizosaccharomycetaceae. The record is from RefSeq and is a predicted model, not a curated record. The transcript has a single exon.
AACGCUAGAGAUUGCAAAACUAAUUGGCUAAGAAAAUUUCUAAAUCUCUUACUAAGUCACUUCUCGGCUUCUCGAAACCCCGAACUCGUUGCUCUUCAUUUAUGAAGUACAACGAUGUACAAGGUACCAAGGCGCAAACAAAGAAGAGAAAGAUUCAACUUCGUAGCGAAUCGUUAAAUAUGUAAACAAACCCUAAAGAACAAUCAAGAAGUUUGGGCCGAAUCCUGCAAAACAGCCUAGUGUUGAAUAAGCCUUGACAAGCUUUAUUUUUGGUUGCUUGAAAGAAACACGAAGACCGGCUUUAUGUUUCAUUUUGCUUUUUGAGCCAUCGAAAUUCGUGUGAUUUUCGACGUCUGGGCUAAACCCCAGAGUACUUGCUUCUUUAUUUGCUGUAAUAGCUUACCUCGUUUUCUCUUUCUUCCUGUAUCGUCAUUAAGAACGUGCUUCCCUUGAAUAAAUAGAAAACUUCCGUUAUCUAGGGCAUUUUGCUUCUUAGUCCUGCUCUUCUCGACUUACUCGUCUAUUCUAUUCUCCUUGAGGUUUCUUCUGUAGCCAAUUCACUCUAAUUCUGUUUAAGUUCUUGCCAUAGAUCCUUUUGUCUUUCGUUGUUUAUAUUAUGUCUACUUCACAACCGCAAUCUCGCAUUAAUCCUAACGAUCCAAGGUUCGAGCGCUAUGAUUGUCUGCCCUGUCGCCUCAUAGGUGCUACAGCAUUUACAGGGCUUGGCGCUUAUGCCUACUGGCAGUCAAGGAUUCCCAAAAGUACCCCACAUUACCGUACAAAACGGUUAGGCCUAUUGUCAUUAGCCACAGGAUUUAUCAGUGUUGGACUGUAUCGCUUGGUUAAUUAAUGCACCCCAUUCUUGAAAUAGUUCUCCAAACAAUUCUUUCUCGGUACACCAAUAUAUACUUAUACUGUCCUUGACAGCUUUACAAAACCAUUCUAUCGUUUAUUAAAUACGGUAUUCAGAUUUGUAUUUACAUUUAAAAAUAAAGAUAAAGAUAAGAUAAAAACAAUUAAAACAGGAACUGGAC